AUGGCGCUGUGCCUUGUCGGGCAGCUGCGAACGUUUGAGCUGACCGGGCCAUCCAUAGCGGCGAAUCUGGUGGGGGUUGAGGGGUACGGGCAGGCAGACGUGUUUGUGGUGACGCCCCUCGAUGAGAACUCCGCCAAGCUCCUCGCCCUCAGGGGGAUGGGGUGGGCGGAGGGGGCGCAGGGAGCCGGGGGAGCCAGGGAAGAAAACGUCACGCAGCAAGGGGAGGCGGGGAGAGGGGGAGGAGGAGGAUUGGGAGGCCCAAGGCUGGUGUCAGUGCGAGUGUUUCCGGACUUCAACGUGAACGAGGCGCUGUACCCCACACACGCGCUCAAGGGACUGGAGAACGGGCCACAGGGGCUGCUACAGCAGUUCAGCAUGGAAGCCAUGUGCGCCGCUGACAUCGCUGAGAGAGAACGGCACUACAGCCGCCGCUACAAGUGGCUCAUGAAGGCCCGCCCGGACUCUUUCUGGGCGGCGCCGCCCGCGCCGCUGGGCGGCUUGGAGUAUCGGAGCUUGACGGCGCCGCCCGGGUUGGAUUUCGGUGGGGUGAAUGACAGGCUGGCGGUGGUGCCGCGGGCGGCGGGCCGGGCGGUGUUCGCGCGGCUGCACAUGCUGGGAGCUGUGAGCGAGGGCGGUGGCGAAGCUGGCAAGCGAGUGAACGCAGAGACGGUGUACGCGCGCAUGCUGCAGCGCCUCAACGUGUCAGUCACGCGAGCGCACUUCCCCUUCUGCCUCGUGUCACACCACCAGUUCUUCAAAAUGCUCGCCCUCCCCAACCUCCGCAACCGCCGCGGGGGCGACUACUGCCGCCCCUGCCAGCACGAGCCGCCGCCCAACCCGUUCUGCGAGCAGACAGGCCCGUGGGCGGCGGACUGGGCGGUGCAGUUUGACUGGCAUGUGCCGGAGCGGCUGGCGGCGGGGCGGCAGGCAGUGAUGGCUGCGGUGGAGGGCGGCAGAGAGGGGUGCGAGGUGCAGGUGGCUCAGGUGGGUGGGGGUCAUGGGGCAGGCAGAGAUGGUGGGGGCCAUGAUGCAGAGCUGUCUCUCGAGCACCUGCUGGGGCGGCUGGGAGGGAGGCCAGGGUUUAGGGUUGCGAGUGGGCAAGAGCAAGGCGGGAAGGAAGAGGAGACAGCAGCAGCAGCAGCAGAGGAGGAGGCGGCAGAGGUGGCGUGGCGGGAGGCAGUGAGGAGGGAGGGGUGGCGGGCGCCUGCACCAGCAGUGCUGUGUGUGCGGCAUGGGCUGGGGAAGGCAACGGUGUUUGGCGCAUUUGGCACAGGGCGCUCUGGCAGCUGGUCUGCCUUCCUGACUUACCUCUACGCUUUCAACCACAGCAUCGCUGUGUCCCUGCCUGCCACACCGCCCUCCGCCGACCUCCUCUGGGACGCCCACCUGCUUUCCGCCCUGCCCUCCAUGCGCCUCCUAAUGCUGCCAAAACCGCCCGCCCAACCCACUGCCACUGCCGCCCAAACUGCCGACGCUGCCGCCCAGCAGCAGUCAGCAGUGGCAGGCAGGGAAUUGGGUGCACAGUACAAGGCGGCGUUUGAAGCGGCGGUGAGGCGGAUAAAAGCAAAGGAGGAGGUGGUGGGGAGGGGAGGUGCUGCUGUAGAUGCGGACCAUGUGCUCUGGGCUGCAGGGGCGUCCAAGCACGUGGACCUCAUUCGAGUGGGAGCGGGGCGCCUACCAGACCUGCAAGUGCUGCUAUCCCGCGGCCUGAGCACGUGCCAGCUGCUGGUGGACGUGGAGGGUGCGGGGGAGGGCGUGCUGGCGCAGCUCAGGGACAGGGGUGGGAUGGGCGGGGAGCGGGGCGGGGAGGGGGUUGUGGAGGGUGGCGGUGAGCGGAGCGCUGAUGGAGGAAGGGUUGGGGGGAGGAUGGGGGGAAUGGGGGGGAUGGGUGGGAUGGGAGGGAGGCGGUUGCAGCAAGUGGGGCAAGGGGCGCUGCAAGGGGAGGGGCAAGAGGGCGAGCAUGGGGUAGAUCAAGGAGGGGCAGAUGCGAGCAAGGAGUUGGAGGAGCUGGAUGCGUUCUUGCUGCCGGAUGACCCGCUCUUAGCUAAGUGGCGGGGGGAGGCGGAGCUGGGGGAGGUGCAGCGGUGGCUGUCUGGAAGGUCGUUCCAUCUGGACCGGUGUGUGUCGGGGAACGAGGAGAGGGUGGGGCGAUGUACCUUCUUCUCCCUCACACAUUGCCACGCCCCCGUUACUGCCCCUCAACAAACAACUGGUAGAUAG
This is a messenger RNA of Closterium sp. NIES-65, 2220 nucleotides long. NCBI's taxonomy places the organism in Eukaryota, Viridiplantae, Streptophyta, Zygnematophyceae, Desmidiales, Closteriaceae. The record is from the annotation of a GenBank genome assembly.